This is a messenger RNA of Rubroshorea leprosula, 1206 nucleotides long. The record is from the annotation of a GenBank genome assembly. Lineage: Eukaryota; Viridiplantae; Streptophyta; Magnoliopsida; Malvales; Dipterocarpaceae.
ACCGAAAAAAGAGCCGAAAGACAGGCAGUCUCUCUCUCUCUCUCUCUCUCUCUCUCUUCCUUGCCUUUGCGACAGAUAACCAGACAUCCCUCUGGAGAGAGCAUAACAGUACCGGAAAACGCAGAAAAUGGGCAAGGAUCUAACCGACGAUCAGGUCUCCUCUAUGAAGGAAGCCUUCACCCUCUUCGACACCGACGGGGAUGGGAAGAUCGCCCCUUCCGAGUUGGGGAUCCUCAUGCGCUCGCUUGGGGGAAACCCCACCCAGGCACAACUCAAGUCCAUAAUCGCUGAGGAGAAAUUGACCGCGCCUUUUGAUUUCCCUCGCUUCUUGGAUCUCAUGGCGAAACACAUGAAACCCGAACCCUUCGAUCGCCAGCUCCGUGAUGCGUUCAAGGUCCUGGAUAAGGAGUCCACCGGCUUCGUUUCCGUCGCGGAUCUGAGACAUAUUUUGACUAGCAUUGGCGAGAAGCUGGAGCCGUCCGAGUUCGAUGAGUGGAUCCGCGAGGUGGAUGUCGGGUCGGAUGGGAAGAUCCGGUAUGAGGAUUUCAUCGCCAGGAUGGUCGCCAAGUGAAGGGUCACCAUAGGUUGUGUUUGUUUGUUUUCAAUUUUUUUCCUUUUACCAGGAAAAGUUUGCCCUUUUUUUUUUUCCUCUAUCUUUUGGGUUUCAGUUCUUUGUUUUACGUGGGUUUGUGUUUGCUGGGGAUUUGAUGUGAUGGAGGAUGGAUGUGCCUUCUUUUGUUGUUUUCUUUCUGGAAUUGUUCGAGUAAUGUUCACUGUUGUUAGAGAUUUUCUCUGCACUGUUUAUAUUAUGUAGCUAUGCAUAUAUUGGUUCUUGUUUUGCCUUGAAUUCUAACAUUCUCAUAUGUGGUCCUUUCCAUUCUGAUUAAAAGCUCUUGUUAUCGUUGGCGGCAUUAAUGCACCCUCAAAUUUUAUGAGCCAGUUGUGCCCACAUUAAUGACAGCUGGUGAAAAUGAUGCACAGGUCUUGAGUGGAGGGCCUAGUUGCCAACAGAGUUUAUGAUUGAUAAUAACUGAAGAAAAGUUUCUUUUAAUUGCAAAGGGACUUAUAUGAGUUUGGAGAAAAUGAAAUGCAGGGCCAGGUCAACAGCCACAGCUUCCAUUGACAGAAAGUUUUGUAUUAGCUUCUAGAUUCCACUUCUUCAAUGUUGUGCUUUGUAAACGGUGCCACUAAAGGUGGGGCAGAUUA